Chlamydomonas reinhardtii is the source of this 1198-nucleotide messenger RNA. RefSeq lists its product as uncharacterized. Lineage: Eukaryota; Viridiplantae; Chlorophyta; Chlorophyceae; Chlamydomonadales; Chlamydomonadaceae. The transcript has 3 exons. The record is from RefSeq and is a predicted model, not a curated record. Bases 69 to 731 code for a protein of 220 amino acids.
CUUCUUGCACUCAGCCAAAAAUGUCACAAAAUAAGGGCUUCUCUUCUAAAGUCUUAGGCUUAAAAUUCAUGCAGAGAGCGGCAGAAAAGAGGAAGCUCGAGGCUGACGCCGCUGCAGCCGACGCAGCAGCCGACGCCGCAGCAGCAGCAGAGGCCGAGGCACCCGCCGUGAACCCCGCUCAGGCGCCCACCUCACAACCCGAGCCAGAAGCCACUGUCGGCGACGCAGCCUGGCCUCCGGCCUCCACAUCCGGGAGAUGCAUUAUCUCGUACGAGCCCGUGCCGUUGCCAGGGCUAGCCCGGGCAGGUGGCCGCAUGAGCUUUGGGCCCGGGGGAGUCAAGAAGACAGGGGCUGCGGCUACCGCUGCUGCCGCCACGGAGGGCAGCGCCGCGGCAGCCGGGCAAGCGGCUGCGCAACAGCAAGGCGCCUCCAUCAGCGACGUUGAUAUGGCCAAGACAUUCCGGAAACCAGCAGAGCUGAAGCCGUGGCAGCCGUCCACGCUGCGGAUUAUUGAUGACGCUACCGCGGCGGCCGGCAGCAGUGCGGGGAGCGGCGGCGGUGGUGGCGGCGGCGGCAAGGGCCCAGGGCAGGCUGGAAUGAAGUCGGGUGGAGCUGGCGGCGGUGCAUCCUCGGCGGCUGGGGGGAAAGCGGGCAAGGGUGCGACGGGAGCGGCAGCGCCAAAUGCAAAUGCGUUUGCACCGCUGCGGCCGCCGAAGAAGCAGAAGACGUAACUGGCGUAGCUGCUGGGGGAGCUUCCGGCGCAAGGCUGCACACUGUCGUGCAGCGCAGUAGGCAAUAACCUGGUGGUGGGAUGUGGACGGCUGAGAGGGUCCUGCGAUGGGCAUGCUGACGACAGGACUGGAUGUCGCUGAGGAGCUGUUGGCACAACGUAGUCAAUACCGUACAAUGCUUGCUGCGCUGCGCUGUAUGUAACACGGCACACGGGUGCUGCAACGAGCCUCCGAUGACGGCCAGCACCAGGAGCCGACGGCCUGCCGCCGUGCCCAGCACAGCUACGUCCACGGCCAUUGGUGGGGGCGGCCGCCCCACCAAUGGACCCUGCGCAAAUUGACUACAGUACUGCUGUACCGCCGCAGCCCUUGAACAGAGGAUGACUACGAGAACAAGUGCGCUGCAGGACGCUUGGGCUACUGGCACUGCUGGCAUGCCCCAGCACGCCGCAGCCGCUGAGCCCUGC